AUUCCAAACCAAGAAGAGGAGACCAAAAUUCUCCUGGGCCUGCCUCCUGACAGAAUCGGACAUGGAACAUUUCUCAACUCUGCAACAGCAGGUUCGGAAGAGUUAGUGCCCCUUGUUCGACAGAAUCAUAUACCCAUUGAAUUUUGCAUGACAUCAAACAUCAAAACUCAGACAGUGCCUUCCUGUGACAAACACCAUUUUGGAUACUGGUACAGCAUGGGCCACCCUGCAGUGCUGUGUACUGAUGAUAAAGGUGUCUUUGCAACAGAUCUAUCACAAGAAUAUGAGCUGGUUGCAAAAACAUUUAAUCUGACUCGAUCACAGAUGUGGGAUCUUUCCUAUGAAUCAAUCAACUAUAUCUUUGCUCCAAGUGUAGUGAAAUCAAAGCUAAGGGAACAGUGGUGUAAACUGAAGCCAACUCUGUUUGAUUAA
Messenger RNA from Pterocles gutturalis (yellow-throated sandgrouse), 432 nucleotides. RefSeq names its product adenosine deaminase-like protein. The annotation marks the transcript as partial. The record is from RefSeq and is a predicted model, not a curated record. The transcript has 3 exons. Gene Ontology annotation, molecular function: adenosine deaminase activity. Gene Ontology annotation, biological process: inosine biosynthetic process; adenosine catabolic process. Lineage: Eukaryota; Metazoa; Chordata; Aves; Pterocliformes; Pteroclidae.